AGUCAUGAAUCGUGCGUGCGGGUAGGAUGAAGAUGAAGCGUAAAGACUUUCAUGAAUGGCAUUUUUUCUCCGAGAAAUAAGUAUGUUCAUCAAAAAUAGAUUGGUCUUGUUUAACUCUUUAUCUCUUUAAUCAUUUCAGACAAGGAAAAUGAGUCCAUUCAAUUGGACUGCAACUUUACUAGAUGAGAUUGCGUUGGAGGGUCUGGAUGGCAUAACUUUUCAAGCGCUAUGGCUUCGCUUGGAAAAGAGCAGAUCUCCUUUUUUCGGCCAACCGUUGAGUGAACCGUUGAAAAAUUUGGUGUGGAAUGCAGCAGUCAAAUUCAAAGAAGUCCAGUUUUUUGAGCUUCCUGAACCUCGACCUCCGCUGAUUCUUUUUGACUGGUUCUGUGAGAAUGAAAACAGUGAGCUACAGAUAGAGCCACCGGAGCAAAUUUACAAACACUAUGCCAUCGAUGAUCCAGAUACGGGCAUAAUGGGUUCUUGCCCUACGUAUGCAACCAGGGUGGAUGUGUCCACUGAGGCCCGAAAAAUGACCUUGGACGAAGCUUUCAACAGGUGGGGUCAGAAAUUGGUCAUAGUUGCCAGCCAAGAAGUACGUUACAAUGCCCUUGUCGCACCAUCUGUAGAUCCCUUCAUGGACUUAUUCAGCAUACCAUUUUGUAUGCUUGAGCGGAUUGGUCGGAGCAGAUAUGGCGGUGAGAUCACCAACUCUAAGCAUAGUCUUCAAGGCAUGGGUCUAGAUCCAAAGAACAUCUUUUAUCACCGGAAGUAUUUAUCAAAACGUAAACUGAUAUGUAAACAGUAUUUUUUUGUGUCAUCUGGGUCAAAUUUUGUGACUGGAAAUGGGAACCUACUUCAUUUACCAAGAUUUUAUGUAGAAUACGAAUCUCGCAUGCUGUUUUACCUAAAUGUGGCGGUGGAACACUUGAAAAAAAUGCCCAACUACACUGACACUGCGCUGAGCAUCAUAAAAAUCAUUGGGAACACUCGGUAUCGAAAGAGACUUUUCAAAUCCCAAGAAUUUUCUCAGCUGAUCUCCUCUGAAACGGUGCCGUAUCAGCAGUACUAUCCAGGAGCAACAAAGAAAGAGUGCAUCACUAGCAAAGGUAAUGAAAAAGAAGUGAGGAUUAUGAGACUGAAGUAUCCAGAUGUCAAUGUGAGGGAAUUUUUCAAUCAGCUUCAUGAUGAUGACGAUGACGACGACGAUGAUGAUGAUGGAGACACGGCAGCUCUAUUUCCAAACGAUGGGAAUCGAAUCAUGGAUCGCUCGACCCUCUCUCAGGCUUACCAAGUAAUUGAGGAGGCAGGACCAGUAGGUCUCUCCACCCAAGAGAUGGGCCGGAAACUCGGAUUCACCAAACUGCAGUCACGAUUUGUCAUGAAAGUAUUGAAGAAUCAAGGAUAUGUUGACACUGUCGCAAUAGACCGCGGCCGAAUCCGUGUUAUCCAGUUUAUAUCUAUGAAAUAUGGCAAAAACACUCUAGAACGAAAGAAAAUAUUUAUGGAACAAGAAAAAACUGUGAUGUUGGCUAACAAGCAGGAGAAAGACACGCUCAAAAGGAAGAAGCUCGUAGAGGCGUUAGGUCAAGAAGGGCCUGCUUCCAAAAAACAGAAGCAUGACUACAAUAAGGAUGCAAUGAAAGACACUCCGGUCGAAGAGGUUUCGACGUUGACAGAGAGUAGCGAUGAUUUGGACAAAACUCCCAUAACAGCAAGCAUCGAUAGAACAAGCCUCAGAAUAGAACAGUUCAUCGAAGCUCAAGGCAAUUUGUCUUCCUCCAUUAAACCAAAGGCAGGCUCUCAAGUCAACGAGGGAAAAGUUGUGGACGUUUUUAUAACUCCCGUGCCAACCUAUCAAGAAUGGGAUGUUAAACGAAUUUUAGGGAAGAAACUUGCAUCUCACAGGAUGCUUCGUAGGAAGAAUCUGAUUCUAGAGGCUGUCCAGAAAGAUGAAAUCAUUACAAGCUUUUUCACUUUGAAGAAGAAAAUAAUGAAAGCAGAGGAAGGUGAUGAAACAACAGGUCAAAUAGAUAAGAAAACGUUGAUAAAGCUUGUGUUGCGACUGGAAGCAGAAGGUUUGCUUAAAACUUACUCUUACCUUCUGAAGGCAAAAUCUCGACUGGAGAAGCUUACAAUAGUUUGUCUACCUCAUAUUCCUGCAGAUAACCCAAGAGUCCUUAAUGCGGUUGAUCAUGCUAAACUGAGAAUGUCUGUGGUAUCAAAAGAGAAGGUGAAAGCUGAGGUCAAGUCGCUCCAAAGUAAAAUGUUCUCUGACGUUACCACAAGCUCAACAAGUGAUGCAGCAAAACCAACACAGGAUCUGGAAGUACUAUCUUCGACAUACUUGCAGAAUUUCAGGAAUGUCCCAAAAUUUGUAAAAAUACAGCUGGCGCACCAGUUGUUGUUCUAUCUAGUGCACUUUUAUGAAGGCAAUGAAAAUUUGGAUCAAGAUACGAUAAAAACGGAGAUCUCAGCUCUUGCAGAUUUAAAUGCCAUCAAGGAUGUAACACUGCCAAGAGUUUAUCAUUUUUCAAAAGAUUUGAAUUGGAAAUUGUUCAUUCCUCCCUCGCCAAAACAUGCAGAGGUCCACAAAGGCUGGAUAACAAUAGGCGAGCUUACAUUGCGGAUGCCCCUAUCCAUGCUCGUCCAGAUUUGCAGUCUGAACUAUUUGAUUCCUGAAAUCUACGACUAUCUUUCUCAUCCAGUUUACAAACAUAUUUUACUGAAAGACCUUCCAAUCACUAUUCGAAGUGCACUAACAUUUGGGCGCGUGUAUGUAAUGGCAAUUCACCGUGUUCUGACUCUAGCUGCGUACUUAGGACUUGUACAGUUUGGACCUCAUCGACAUAAAGAUAAGGACCUGGUUCAAGUGUACUUAAAUAGGCAAGCUACUUUAUAUAACACAACAACUAGUGCAAGAGGAUACAUCUUUAUUUCUGAUAUGGAUUAUGCAAAAAAGACUUAUCACUUUGAUUCGAUGGAUGAUGUUAACCAGUACUGGAUCGAUGCAAUGAUGUUCUGUACUAACACUCAACUCGGAUCUAGAGAAACAAUGUCUGGCAAAUCAGUGGUGAUUGAAAUGCUUGAUUCAAAACCAGACGUUGUGAAAGCAACGACAGAGAGGCAUUUUGAUGAAGUCGAACAGUAUGAUACUGGCGAAAUUCCAGGUGAUGGCAAAGGAGCAGCUGGUUUUGAUUCAGCAUUUUAUGCCCAUCUAAAGAGGAAUUGGCAUUGGGCCAAUAAAACUUUAAGAAAACCAAUCAAAUUACAUCCAUAUCUUGAAUCCGCUUCCAAGGGUAAUACUGCAGCAAUGGUCAAACCGCCUUUAAAAGCAGAGCCAUCGAAAAAGAAGAUAGUUGUCAAAAAGCUGAAACUAGCUCCAGCGGGCCCAGCUGUUGUUCCAAAGCAGUUUAUCAAAAAGACCGUCCCCCGUGUCAAGAAAUUCAAGGAAAAAACUGUCAGAGUUCGCAAGCCAUUGUAUGAUGCCAUCGACCAGCGAGCCUUAGCAAACAUGAGAACUGAGCGAACUUCUUGGUCUGCUGAGGAAGAUAACGUUCUAUUGCUCAUAAAAGUGUCUGCUUUGUAUUUCAAUCAGAAGAAUCAAAGAUGCAUUAGCUAUUAUCGGAUGGCCAGAGAUUUUCUGCAUCAAAAAGUUGAGUGUUCAAAAAACAAAACAUCCAAGGCUGUUCAACGCCGUCUUCUCCAUCUAACAAGAAGACCUCCGAUUGCUCGUGCUAUUUCGGUUUGCAAUGCUGAGAUACAAUUCGAUCAAGCUCUCCAAGAAAAAUUCUCCGAAGUACUUGGGUUGUGCGCUGCUUAUGCUGAAAAUGAUGACACAGUUCAAGUCGGUCAGCCAAACAGAGACAUUCCGCUCAGAAACAAGACUGUUCUGAAGGCAAUGGCAGAUCUGACGGAAAUUUUGCUCUUGCGUUAUCCCCGUCUGUAUAUCUCAUCUUUAGACAAGGAAGACACCCUAGUUCAGUAUAUUCCAGAUUCAGUUGAAGAACUUAAGUCAUUGUAUGAUUGUGUUUGCCCUUCUCUGGACAAAAGUGCACCCAAGCCUACCACCCCUGCAGAUGUCAUUAUAUCAGUCAUAGCAAAUUUAAUCUACAGCUCAAUUUGUUGUCAAUCUGCAAAAACAUCGUACAGUUUGCAGUUAUUUUAUGCCUUCAAACACUACCCAGAGAAAUACCUACGUGCUGCAUUGAGCAAACUCCAAGCCGAACAAAUGAUCUCCAGACGAAAACAUGAUGGAAAAUAUAGCAAGAUGAAAGUCUCCAGCUUCUUGCCCAUUUCUUCCUCUUGUUAUCAGCUUUCAAACAUGUAUAGUAUCAAAUUGAUGGUCAAGUAUCAGCACAUGAUAUUUCGAGCAGCAUUCGCAUUCAACGCAGAACUUACAGAAGGUCAGCCUGUUCAAGUUAUCAAUUAUGAUGGUGGCAAAGCUGCAGUCAUCUCCUCACUAAUGGCCUCAAAUUUGGUUGCUUUUAGAAUUGAAAUUCCAGAACAGCUAAUAGGUUUAAAUCCCGCUGUGGAAGAAAGUCGCUUGGGCGAUCUUCGACUAGUCACCCGUAUGAAAAACCAUUUUUUAGGCUCAGGUAUUCGUCCUGCCAGCUCAAAAAAGAAAGAAAAAGAAACCACCAUCAGCACAUCCGAAAGUGAAGACAGCGAUUCCGACUUUGAAUCGAACUUGUUUACAACAAUGGCUUUGAAUUCUCCAUCCACAUCUAUUGCAAAAGCAAAAAAGGACAAGAAAGCAGACGAGUCCCUUAUCUCAAAUUUGGCCCAAAACUUCAAGUCAGAAGAUUUAUUCUAUGUGAAAGGCUGCCAGUUCUCUGUGGAGUUAAAGGAGGAUAAGAAGCCAGAAGUAAUCUUGCUGGAGGAGGAUGGCUCAUACCGAUCUGUCAGUAUGGUAGAAUUUCAACCCCUGGUUGCUGCCGUGCUUGAGGAGUUCAGACUAAAACACGUGCAUCAUCACUUUGAUGAAAUAGAUGACCAGCUAAUUGUUGACUUAAGAGCCAAUGCAGAAAUUGCGAUAGAAAUACUUGCUCUACUCUUAUCAAGGAAAGAAGCAGGUGCAAUAUCUUCGGAAAUUGGAGAGAAGUUUGGAACCUCGGAUCGUGUUGCUUCUAUCAUACAAACUCUGGUGAGAAAUCAUGCCAUCGUUCGAACAGGCACAAAUAGAAUCCACUUCAUCCAUCAUAAGCAUGCUAGAUCAUGGUUUGUCCACUCAUUCCAAAUGGUUCGGUUGGAUCGAGAGAAACUUGACGUGGAUGUUGUCACGGAUGUUGUGGCUCAAAAAAAUGAAUCUGAUCUCAUCAAAGUGAUAGAUGUCACUAAUGUGGAGCCUGGCAUCCAAAAUUCUUCAAGGAUGGAAGUUGACGAACCCUUGAUAACUUCUGAUGACAAGGAGAAAAGUGAGCCCAUGGAUAGUGCAAGCUUGAGUCAGCUGGAAAAUAAUAAACAAACUGCAACAGUCUCUACUUCGAAACACAGAGAUCUGCCAGCUAGAAGAGUAGGGAAAUUGAUCAGUUCGAAGCCAGAAAAUUUGCAGAAGAUUAAAACUCUGACCGAUAAUGAGAAAAAACAUAUUCAAAUUUUGAUACGGCCCUGGAUAAAACCUGACGGGAAUCUCAAUCGACGUGUGCUGGAUCGAUUCUUGGGGGCUGUGCUAAGUCGAGCAUUGGAGAGACCUUUCUGUUCCUUACGAUCGCUGCAAGAAAAGUUUGUGCCUCUUUUAGAACCAGCUUACACUUUUGAGCUAAUAGAGUUGUUAGCCAAGAUUAAGUGUAUCAAUUUAAAAGCCAAAGUCGUCUCAGGGAAAGUAAAUCUGUUCUCUUCAGGUUCAAAAUCUGUUAAACUAGUUCCUGCCACAUGCCUGGAAAAGGAGGAGAACAUCAUAAUUUAUCCAUCUGUACAUGCAUUACUAACCCUCUCAUAUUUCAUUGGAAAAGCAGCAUAUGCAGCAGACUUCAUGGUUUAGCAGCCCUGCAAUCCUUCCUCAUCACACAAUUUUGUCGGAAGUUAUAGCUGUCAAUAUUUUAUACCCAAAUGGAAUUAACUGCUUUAAAACUGAACUAUCAACUUUUUUAAAACUGAUAAUUUGUUUGAAGUAAGUAAGCCAUUCAUUACAAAACAAUGGACCACUGGACAUGGUGCAAAUUUAGGCAUUCUGAUUCAUUUGUCCUGAUCAAAACCAAAAUCGUCAAUAUCUUAGUUAAGAGUUGAUUUUAGUAAUUUUCAUUGCGUAGAUAGUGUUUAAUGCAAAAUUUUGGUUAGGAAUCAUGUAUCAGAUGGCUUAAAUUUGCACCUUCUCUUUUGGCCCAUCAAUUUAAUAUAAUACUCACUUUUCCUUUUUCGCCCAAUUUGAAUGAAAAAGGAAAAGUGAGUAUUAUACUGAUACAACCCGAUAAAGGAGGAAAAAGAAACAUAGCCCAUCAAUUUAUUUCAUUUUUUCUUGUACUUUUCUCCCCUUCAUCUUUGUGAUACAAAGAUUUUUUUUACAGUGCUCUUUUAAAUUGAAAAGAAAAAUGGUUUCAUGUUCCAAAGUUAAGUUUAUCGUUUAUUAUCUAUGGAUGUAAAUAUGAUGUAAAGAUAAAUUGUAUCAUAGUAAGAGCUCAAUAAAUUUUGUUUAUUUUUGUUAA
Messenger RNA from Bemisia tabaci, 6641 nucleotides. Its product is annotated as general transcription factor 3C polypeptide 1. Gene Ontology annotation, molecular function: DNA binding. Lineage: Eukaryota; Metazoa; Arthropoda; Insecta; Hemiptera; Aleyrodidae. The record is from RefSeq and is a predicted model, not a curated record. Gene Ontology annotation, cellular component: transcription factor TFIIIC complex. Gene Ontology annotation, biological process: 5S class rRNA transcription by RNA polymerase III; transcription initiation at RNA polymerase III promoter.